AAACCCUGUCGCGAAAACUCUCCAAGGCACCUCAGAAUCUACAACAAAGCAUAUCGCAACACAUCCACUAUUAGCAAGGGAUACGUUGUGAAUAUCAACCGCAAAGAUGGCAGCCAAACCGGACACGUCGCUACCUGACGAAAUACAGUGGAAUUCCAUGGAACAUGUUAUGCAGUUCGGAGGCAUCCAUGAUAACACCAUCCUCUACUACUUCGCCGCCUCGCCCUUCUUCGAUCCCACAUCCAACAAUGCCGUCGUCUUCAGUCAAGCCGUGCGCAACCAGUCGCAGCUACACAUCAUAGCAACCAGGCAAGCUUUCGAAGCCCGACUUCGUGAAAUGUCAGGUCUCGAAUACAUUGUCGCCCAGGAACCUGCCGAGACGGGACCAGGCAUGGGCACUGGCGUCUGGGUCAUCCGGAAGCAGACGCGGAGGAAGGUUAAGGGCUCUAACGGAUUCCCGGCGCCAGACGAGAUAGAGGUUCACUCCGACUACUUUGUUGUCGGUGAGAAUAUAUACAUGGCGCCCAGCCUGGCUAACAUCCUCAGUUCCCGCAUUGCCUCGAUUGCUUCAUCCAUUACCAAGACAUUCCCCAUUGCCGAUUCGAUAAAAAAGUGGUCACCUGCCCUGGGCCAUGGCUACAAAACCCCAGCGACAAAUUCCCUAACUUCUCGGCCACGGGGAACCGGUCUCGAAUCCAAGGAGGCCACGCCGAUGCCUGAGAGCCAGACCAGUAGUGCGAUGACCGCCGCGAAGAAUGCGGACAGGUCAGACCCAGACGAAAAGCUGGCCGAAGAGUCGUUUGCGAUUCACACCCAUUACGGGACUGAAUACAUGGAUGAGAACCCCAUCACGGGGAAGCCUGGUGAUUUCCAUUUCUCGUCGACCGGUCGGAAGGAAAGGCUCAAUGUACCUGGCCAGCAGCAGGGGAAGGCCAUCGGGAGUGGGCCUGAUACUACCCUACCUGUGCUGAAGACACUGCCAGACAACAGUCCCCUCAGUAAAGACGCCAAGAGCGAGAAGACGGGCAAAACGGGUGGUCCGCCCAAGCCCAAACGGCGUAAAAGCAAAGGAGGGCCCAACACACCGUCUUAGAAGGAUGGGCUUACUGCCCACGUAUCACAAAGGAGUCGGGGAUGAGGUGAGAACGUUUGCGCUCACAGGCCAGUCGGAAACACGGUCAUCAGCGCUUAGGACUUGUGCAGUGGCGUCGCGCGGUAUGUUGCUAGUUUACUAUAUUAUGAUACCCCUUUAAAGAGCAGGCCUAUCGAGGUCGAGUUAUGAUAGUAACCCCAUUCGGAUCGGCCACGCCCAUCAGCGUAUACAGGUGUGUUUUGGUUGCUCACAUUAGUUACCUCUAUAAUCUUGUAACCCUGGAUGCGAUCAUACGCCUAUAUCUCUUACAGCCGAUUGGAGUAUGACAAGAAGAAUAUCAACAUGCGGUGUAUCCGCCAUCCACACACUGUAGCCCGAGAAGUCAGCAACUAUAUGCGGUCACAUCAGGGGUAUCGAAGCAAAAAUCAAGAACUUACAAUCGUUGCUCCGUGAACGAAUGUUGCUUUGGAGCUGCACAGGAACAUGACAACAUCGGCGACCUCUUGUGCCGUGCCCAUGCGUCGCAUGGGGGCUCUCUGUACUUGGGGAUCACCAUCUCUGAUAUCUGCCGUCAUUGGUGUUCUGAAGAUAGAUAUGUUGUUAAUCAUAAGCCGCCAGCAUCAAGCAAAACCAGGACGGCAGGGGCUCACUUGAUUAUGCCAGGACACACACAGUUGAUCCUGAUAUUUUCUUUGGCAUACUAGGACAGCAAAUUCAGUCUCGCGCAAAGAAAGAGAGGCAUCCAUGAGAAACCUGGGCAAAGAGAACACUUACAUCGAUGGCAUCGCUCUUUGUCAGGCUUACUAUCGCCGCCUUGGAGGCGGCAUAGGCUGCUACGACUUUGCAUCAGUACUCGCACUGCACUCGCAUGCACUUCUGCCGAACAACAUGAGGGAGAGACAAGAGAAGUAAAACCAAAUGACAACUUACGGCACUCAGGUCUCGACACCAGGCCCAUAUUACUCGCAACAUUAACAAUGACGCCCCUGUUGCCCCUCCUGCCGUCGUGCGUCUUGAGGGGCUCCUGAUCCAACAUCCUGAUGAUCUCGCCCCUGGCCGACAGCCAGGUGCCGCGGCAGUUGGUCCCCGUGACGCGGUCAAACUC
Messenger RNA from Pyricularia oryzae 70-15, 2198 nucleotides. RefSeq lists its product as uncharacterized. NCBI's taxonomy places the organism in Eukaryota, Fungi, Ascomycota, Sordariomycetes, Magnaporthales, Pyriculariaceae. Gene Ontology annotation, biological process: regulation of transcription by RNA polymerase II. The record is from RefSeq and is a predicted model, not a curated record. The coding region runs from base 107 to 1093 and encodes 328 amino acids. Gene Ontology annotation, cellular component: mediator complex; core mediator complex. The transcript is spliced from 2 exons. Gene Ontology annotation, molecular function: transcription coactivator activity.